Messenger RNA from Hordeum vulgare subsp. vulgare (domesticated barley), 7051 nucleotides. RefSeq names its product disease resistance protein RGA2-like. Bases 79 to 4200 code for a protein of 1373 amino acids. The transcript has 11 exons. Gene Ontology annotation, molecular function: ADP binding. Gene Ontology annotation, biological process: defense response to other organism. The record is from RefSeq and is a predicted model, not a curated record. NCBI's taxonomy places the organism in Eukaryota, Viridiplantae, Streptophyta, Magnoliopsida, Poales, Poaceae.
CUCUGCCCGUAUUACUCUCAAUUCUCAAUUCCCAAGUCCCAACGACUUCAAUCCUCGGCAAGUUGAAUCGGUGCGCGGAUGGAGGCGGCUGUCGGCGCGGCGAGCUCGCUCCUUGGCAAAGUGCUCACGAAGCUGUCCGAAGACCUGGUGGCCGCGUAUGUCGACAGCCUCGAGCUCGGCCACAACUCCGAGCAGAUCCAAACCAAGCUGAUGCACACACAAGGGCUGCUGCAACUGGCCGAGGGGAGGGACGCGAGCAACGUUACUGCCCUGCCGGCCUUGUUGGAGAAGCUGAGCAACAAGGCCGACGAGGCGGAGGACUUGCUGGAUGAGCUCCACUACUUCACGAUCCAGGACCAGCUCGACGGCACCCACUAUGCUGCGCCGGAUCUCGGCGAUGGCCUCCGCGGCCAUGCUCGCCAUGGUCUCCAUGCUCUUCGCUACACUAUUGGUAACUGGUUUCCAUGCUUUUCUUGCUCACGUGCGCAAGAUGAUGAUUCUGCUCCUACCGCUGUUGCCAAUAGCCCACACCACUAUGCAACCAACUCUGCUACUGCUAGUGCUGAUGAUGGCGGCCAUGUCGAUAGGUUACAUUUCGACAGAGUGGCCAUGUCCAGCAAAAUCAAGUCAGUGAUAAAUGACAUACACUCCCUAUGUGAUCCCGUCUCCGAUUUGCUUAGCAAAAUUCCAAGCAACAGCACAGCUGUCACCUUAACACGGCCUCACAUAGGAUCAACAAUUAUACAGGAUAAAUUGUAUGGGAGAAAAGAUAUUUUUGAGAAAAUUGUUGAUGAUAUCACAAGUGGCACACAUCAAGGUCAAACUGUUUCUGUUCUUCCUAUAGUUGGCCCAGGGGGUAUUGGAAAGACAACUUUCACCCAACACCUGUAUAAUGAUAGUAGGACCCAAGUGCACUUCACUGUUAUGGUUUGGAUGUGUGUAUCUACUGAUUUUGAUGUGUUGAAACUCACCCAGCAGAUCCAUAACUGCAUACCUCCAACUGAAAAUGAAACUGCAAGUGAAACAGCCAAUCUAGACCAGCUUCAGAAAUCCAUUGCACAGAGACUUAAGUCCAAAAGGUUCUUAAUUGUCUUGGAUGAUAUAUGGAAAUGCAAUAGUGAGGACGAGUGGAAAACCCUGCUAGCCCCAUUCACAAAGGGGGAAGCCAAAGGCAGCAUGGUCCUUGUCACAACUCGAUUCCCAAAACUAGCAGGAAUGAUGAAAACAAUUAAUCCAGUAGAGCUGCAAGGCUUGGAGUCUAAUGACUUUUUCACAUUCUUUGAAUCAUGUAUAUUUGGUGAACAUAAGCCUAGGGAUUAUGAAGAUGAGUUAGGUGGUAUUGCAAGAGAAAUUGCAAGAAAGUUAAAAGGCUCCCCACUAGCAGCCAAAACAGUUGGUCGACUAUUGAAGAAAAAUCUUUCCCGGGAACAUUGGAAUGGAGUUCUUCACAAUCAUGAGUGGCAAAACCAGAAAAAUUAUGAUGACAUCAUACCAUCUUUGAAAAUUAGCUACCAUUACCUUCCUUUCCAUCUGAAAAAAUGCUUCUCAUACUGUGCCCUUUAUCCUGAAGAUUAUAGGUUUAGCGAUUCAGAAAUUAAUCGUUUUGGGAUUGCAAUAGGUAUCAUUGAUUCUAGCCACCCAAGCGAUAAUGAUUACAUGGAAGGUCUGGUGGAAAAUGGUUUUCUCAUGAAGGGGGUUAUUGAUGAUCAUCCAUACUAUGUAAUGCAUGAUUUAAUGCAUGAACUAUCUCGGAGUGUCUCUGCACAAGAAUGCCUAAAUAUAAGUGAUCUGGAUUUUAGAGCUGAGGCCAUCCCACAAUCUAUUCGGCACAUAUCCAUCACCAUAGAGAAUAGAUAUGAUGAAAAUUUUAGGGAAGAAAUGGGUAAACUAAAGGGAAGGAUAGACAUUGUAAAUCUACGGACAUUGAUGAUUUUUAGAAAAUAUGAAGAAAGAAUCAUUGAGAUCUUAAAAGAUACAUUUAUGGAAACAAAAGGCUUGCGCGUCCUAUUUAUAGCAGUGACGUCCCUUGAAUCUCUACCACAAAGGUUUUCAAAACUUAUCCACCUCCAGUACCUCCAAAUUCGAUCACCCUAUGGCACAGAAAUGACUUUACCUAGUACACUAUCCAGAUUUUAUCACUUGAAAUUCUUGGACCUAAUUAGUUGGCAUGGAAGUCCUAACUUGCCUAAAGACAUUGGUCGUCUUGUAAAUUUACGCGAUUUCUUCGCUAGAAAAGAACUCCACUCCAAUGUUCCUGAGGCUGGAAAGAUGAAGUAUCUGCGGGAGCUAAAAGAAUUCCAUGUGAAGAAAGGAAGUGUUGGAUUUGAUUUAAGAGAGUUGGGGGAAUUGAGAGAGCUUGGGGGAGCACUCAGUAUACAUAAUCUUGAAAAUGUGGCAACCAAGGAAGAAGCUAGUAGCGCUAAAUUGGCGUUGAAAAGUGAUUUGAAAGAGUUGACGUUAGUUUGGGGCAGAGAGCAUCCGACUUAUACAGAUGCUGAUAUUCUUGAUGCUCUUCAACCACACUCUAACCUUACAACACUUGGCAUUAUAAAUCAAGGUGGUAACACCUGGCCUAGUUGGUUGUGUCCUGACACACGGGUGAACAAUUUAGAGACUCUCCAUUUACACGGCGUGUCAUGGGGAAUCCUUCCACCUUUUGGGCAGCUACCAUAUCUCAGGGAACUCAGCUUGAAGAGCAUUUCUGGACUGCGUCAGUUUGGUCCUGACUAUGGUGGUGUUAGAGGCAAAUGUCUUGUGCGGUUGAAGAAAGUUUUGUUUCAUGACUUGUCUGAUCUUGUCCGGUGGGUUGUGGAACCUAAUUGCCAUAUGUUUCCUAGUCUUGAAAGCAUCGAUUGCAGAAAUUGUGCCAAUCUAUGUGUAUUGCCCUUCUCAGAGUGGUCUUGUACCAAUUUGUGCAUGCUUUACGUUGAUGGUUGCCCCAAGUUGUGUCUGCCCCCCAUGCCUCACACCUCCACCCUAACAUGUUUUUCUAUUCGAAAUGGCUCGGAAAUGUUUUCUUACCAUGAAAAUAAAAUGGUUGUUACAAAGUAUGCCAGUGCUUUGGCCUUCCACAAUCUGGGUGAAGUAGAGGAUAUGCGUAUUGAAGAUGUAUCACACAUUUCGUGGACAGACCUCGAAAAGCUCAAAUCCUUGAGAAAACUAGCUGUCGGAAGGUGCGACGGCAUGUUCUGCGGAGAACUGGAUGGCAGUGUUGUCUUCCAUAACAUGGAUAAAGUUGAGAGUCUCAGUGUAGAUGUGUCUCAGCUUACCGGGAAAUUGCUGUCAAAAGUGUUCAAUAGUUGCCCAGCCCUUGCUGAAUUGGAGAUAAAUUCUCGAGAUGAAUACCAGGAGGAAAGAGUAAUACAGUUUCCAUCGUCCAGCUCACUGCAGGCACUGAACUUCAGUUUCUUGGCAGGCCUGGUUCUUCUGCCUGCGGAGGAUGGAGGGGGACUCCAGGACACCACGUCGCUCCAGUCAUUAAAUAUAAUGCUUUGCGACAGGUUGUUUUCUCGGUGGCCCAUGGGAGCUCCGAUGACCAAUCCUUUCCCUGCUUCCCUCAGAAAGCUUGAUAUUUGGGGAGAGUCAAGCAUUUGGUCAAUGGCUCUGCUCUCAAACCUCACGUCUCUCACCCAUCUAAAGCUAAUAAUGUGCGAUAAGUUAACUGUGGAUGGGUUCAAUCCUCUCAUCACAGUCAACCUCAAGGAAUUGGAGGUACGGAACCUGAGCGGCAACUCUGUGGCUGCGGAUCUGCUGUCAGAGGUGGCAAUGGCCAAAAUAAUGCAAGAGGGUUCCUUCCAGUUGGAGAAACUGAAGGUGGAUAGCAUCUCGGCGGUGCUUGUUGCUCCCAUUUGCAACCACCUCUCCGCCACCCUCCAUGAGUUAGUAUUCUCUAAUGAUAUGCGGGAAAAAGGCUUCACGGAAGAGCAAGAGAAUGCACUCCAGCUCCUCACCUCCCUCCGGACACUAGGAUUUGAUCUUUGUGAGGUUCUGCAGUGCCUCCCUCAAGGAUUACAUCACCUUUCGUCUCUCAAAACAUUAAAGGUCAGUAGUUGUCCUCAACUCCGAUUACUGCCAGAGCAGGGCUUCCCCACUUCGCUGCAAUUUCUAAGUCUAGGGUAUGCUAGCGCCGAUCAAAAAGAGCAAGCUGAGAAAUUGAAAGGAACAUACCCAAAUUUACGAGUACAUAACCAAGCUUCUUAAAUCUGAUGGGUUGCCAGGCACCAUUGCUCUGCAUAUGCACGCCAAUCUGCCAGAGGCGUGGUACUUUUGUUCCGCGAAUACUUUUGAAUGGUGCAUUACAGCUUUCAUGUGCCGUAGCUGCAUAGUAGAUACUAAAUAUAAAGACUAAGGCGACAACUGAUGGACCUAUAGAUGAAUAUGUCCAUUUUUUAACAGAAUCUCAUCAGGACAGGAAGCAGGCUUGUGAAUAAUUGGACCUUUUUUUUCAAUAAAUCAGAUUGAUGCUGCAAAUUGGCCUCUAGUUCUGUUUUUAUGGAAUUAUAUCCAGCGUGCUUGCCAAUUUGGAUUGAAAAUAAGCAGCAAUACAAAGUGAAGGUGUAGGAUCCGGCUUAUUUCUCCAAUCCCUGUGAAGGAUCAACUGUAUGAACAUUCUGAAGCUGCUGAUAUUUUGCCAUGAUAAUUCACAAUAAUCAAUGAGAAGUUUUAAGACACUCCUAAACUAUUCUGGACUGUUCAGUCCUUUUGAUCCAACAGUUCAGAUUAAACAUGAUGACUAGGAGGAACAAUGCAGGUUCUGUGCUUUGCUCUCUCGGAGCAUUGGACAAUUCGCUUGUGCACUCAUUGGCCAUCUUCUUAGUGAUUGGGUAGCAUCUGUUUCAUGGGAUUAACAAUUUUGGUGGAUGAGCAUCACCGAAGUUAUAGUGAAGCUUCAUUGCCUCCAUUUCAUCCUCUGUCUUGUUACUUUAUAUGGUCAAGGAAGCGGACCUCCCUUAUUGUUGGUUUAGCCUUUUCUGAACAGCUUAAUGCUAAAACACAUUUCAAACGGUAUCAUUGUAUGGUGAUUCUUUGUUCCUGGACUUAAUCAAUGUGUGCUACCAUCAGUGUUUAUGUUCCGGCAAAGUACCUGUAGUAACCAACCGUCAUCUGGUGUGUAGUGCAUAUAAUCCACUAGCAUCCUUUACAGUUUUAGGUCCUGCAGAACAAUUACAACCAAAAAUGAGUUCCACAGUUGGCAUUCAGGACAUGGCUCUUUUAUCCAAAUAAUAACAGUAAAUGAAACAUUUGUCCUGGUAUUCUGAGUGAGCCGAACCUCGGAGCCGUGCAGUGACCAUUUAAAAGACUUCAAGACAGCCUCUUUGCAGAAAGAGGCAAGGGAAAUGCGUCUAUAAAUUCCCUUCCCUCAGAGUCCACAAUGUGUGGGAGCUUUCGGCAUUGGGUACAUCUGAAAAGUGAUGACGUGUCAUGCGUCAGAAGUGGUGUUCCUCUCAAUUUGCUCCCGGUUGACAAACCCAUACUCUGAGCGUGUUUCCAAGUCCAGCUUCCAGUCGAAGGUAUGGCACCAAGAUGAGAUCGACAAACACCAGUAGAUGAUGUGCUUAUUCUUAGGAUAUCCCAACCAGUUUAGGUGUUGUUCUAAUACUUCAUAACUAAAUGUGGCAGGAUCUAAAUAGUCCAGCACCUCCACUGAAAAGUUGUAAUAUUCCAGCUCGCUGACUGCUCCUAGGAAAAUGCCACCAUGCUCAAUUUUCAGUGUGAAAAAAGGAGUGCACACACUUUUUCUUAUUAAUGAAUCACACACUGCAUCCAAACAGUUCAAAAUACAGUUAAAACUACAAGAUGUGUUCAGUUAAAACUAAGCACCAGAUGCAACAACUCUUCUUCUCACAAGAUCUAACAAGAAAAUGUAACUUGCACACACACAAAAACACAACAACUUCUACAAUCCUAAAUAACAGAACCUAAAACCAUAAAUCAGCACCAACUCUUCUUCUCUCUUCUUCUCACCAGAGCAAGAGCAAAGCAUGAAUCAGCAGCAGCAUAUGUAAUACUAAGCAGCAACUCUUCUCACCAGAGCAAAUCAUGGAUCAGCAAACCAGAGAGGAGGAGAUCACCAGGGACAAGAGAGAACAACGAGAACUACCGUAGUCUGGGGGGUAAACAGAGUGCGGCCGGACGAGGUGGGUCGAGGCAGGCGGUUCCCGGCCGCCGAAGAACUCCGGUGACGCCAUCAGGAGAAGAAAAGCUGUCGCGCAUGAGGGAGAAGAAGGAAAGAAGAAAGAGGAAAAGCGCCGCACGAGGGAGAAGGAAAGAACAGAGACGAAAAGUUGCCGUCGUCGUUUGGAACAAGAGUUAUUAGGGUUAUUAAAUUCAGGUGUUUUCUUAGAUACCGACAACAGUCGAUUAAUAACUGAUAAAUGCAAGGGCUUGGGCGCAAAACGACCAACCCUGACCCACCCUGUCCAGUUGGCGCGCUGUGAAUGGCUGUGGACUAAAAAUGCACAAGACUUGCAAGUUAUAGGACUAAAUAGGUGCACUUUGCAAGUUGUAGGACCAAAUCAUCACAUGUGCUGCAAGUUUUACGACUUGGGGUGCUAUUACCUCCUGUAAAAUAUCUCCACUUGUGCCCUGAAAGUUCAGACUUCAAGACAGCCUCUUUGCCAGAAAGAAGCAAGGGUAAUGCGUGUAUCCCUUCCCUCAGAGUCCACAAUGUGUGGGAGCUUUCGGCAUUGGGUACAUUUGAAAAGUGAUGACGUGUCAUGCGUCAGAAGUGGUGUUCCUCUCAAUUUGCUCCCGGUUGACAAACCCAUACUCUGAGCGUGUUUCCAAGUCAGCCUCCAGUCGAAGGUAUGGCACCAAGAUGAGAUCGCCAAAGGUUGCUACUCCGUGUCGAGUGCCCACCGCAUUCAGUUUGUUGGCAGAACUAAGCCUGAGCCGAUCUGGUGUGUUAUGCAAGUUCCAUCCACGGAAUUAGUUACUGCUGCAAAGACUCCAUAAGUUUGAGUUUGCGUGUGCUGUUUUGUGCUGCGAGCACUAGAUUCCGUGUAGUGUUAGCUGUCAUUUGUGGAUCCCAUAUAGGAUUAUUUUGGUUCAA